GGACAGAGAGGACCGAGAGGACAGGGACACACACGGAACAGUUCACAGAAUGAGCUCAGAGUUGGUGCAGAGUCUGAGGAGAACAAGAGGAAAACUGUUGGACUGAAAAAAGAACCUAAUAACAUAAAAUAUCAAGAUCAAAUGAACCUGAUUGGACUAAGAGGAAAUCGUGUUUAUUGGCUGGAUUUCAAACUUCCUCUCACGCUUUGACAACACAACCAAAGAAGACUGACUAAAGCAGACCUUCCCUUCCUAAGAUGGAGUCCGUGGCUCCGUUCUCCCGCCAGCAGUGGGCCUCUCAGUCUCUCCGUGUCACCGCCAAAGAACUGUCCAUCGUCCGGGGAAAGAACAGCUCCAUCGCCGAACGCUUCAACAAGUAUCAGAUGGCAGCAGAGGGCAAUGCCGAGAAGAAGACAGCGACUGAAAAACCUCUGACUCUGAGCUCGGGGAAUCUGAGCGCUUUGAAAAAACGUUGGGAAGAACCAGAGCAGAGCCAGGACCCUGCUCAGCCCUCCACCCCGGAAAAGCCUCUCCUCCAGCGGCCGCUCCUCCAUCACUCUGCCCCUAAAGCUCCAGCGCCCAGGACCUGCGUGGAGGACACCACAGACACACUCCCACCCAGAGAGCAGAGCCAGGGAGACAUGGACCCAGCCGAGGGAGCACCCAAGGGAGCAUCAGAGCCCGUACCAGAGGAAGAGAGGCCCAGUGUCCCACUCACCAGCCUCAAGAAGAUGUUUGAGCAGGGCUCGGAGCAGACGGUCAGGAGCAGUAACAUGGACUCCCUGGUCUCAGCUGACGACAGCCUGGCAGAGUCCACUCCUCUCAAAGACAGAAUGGCGCUGUACCAGGCGGCCAUCUCCAAAGAGACCACUCCCACUUCUGGCGAGCAGGUCGACGGACUCUGUGGAAAACAAAAAGAAAAUGUGCCUCCGUUUGAUCUGGAGAUGAGCCCAGAGCCUGAAGCUUCUGUGAACAGAAAGAUCUUCACUCCAGAGAAGAAUGGUGCUGUUGCUUCUCUGAUUCAUAAAGACUCUCCUCUGGCUCGCACGCCCAGGAGCUUCAGUGCAUCUCGUGAAUCAUGUGUCUCGUGUCAGAAGACAGUUUAUCCUCUGGAGCGACUCGUGGCCAAUCAGAGCGUCUACCACAGCUCCUGCUUCCGCUGUGCGCACUGCAACAGUAAACUCAGUCUGGGGAACUAUGCGUCUCUGCACAAUAACGUCUACUGCAAACCACACUUCUGUCAGCUGUUCAAGGCAAAGGGAAACUACGACGAAGGCUUUGGGCACCGGCCCCAUAAAGAGCUGUGGGGGCCCAAGACUGAAGGAGACAGCCCAGAACAGAGCCCCCCGAACAGGCUAGACCUGCAGGAACACAGCCCCUCCUCAUCCAAGGAACCGGAGCAGGACCAGAGUCCGUGUGUGGAGGACUCGCCGCUCGCCAAAGUCACCGUCCUGACCGCCAGCAUGGAGGCCCGGGGUCAGGGGUCAUCUCCGGACAAAAACCAGGACAAACCAAGUGAGACCAGAAGACUGAAGAUCUCCUGGCCUCCUAAGAGUGACCCAGAGAAGAUCAAGACAGAGGGUCCAGAGGAGGAGGGCACUGUCCAGGCCUGCGCUAAAGCUGCCAAAACCAAAUGGCCGCCUGAGGAGGAGAGAGAAGAACAAGAGCCAACCAGUCCAGAGUCUACGGAGGAGGACAAGACCAGUCCUAGUCCGACGGAGGAGGAGCGGAGCCUAGAGCCCAGCGCACAGUCGUCCCCCAGCCACACCCCCACAGAGGACAGCUGUGUGGACAUCCACAGCAGCUCCGAGGACGACCCAGAGAGAGACCUGAGCGAGCCCACGCAGGAGCAGCGCUGUGGGGCAGAGGAGAGAGCGGACGAGGGUCUGCUGGAGGAGCCCCUGGACACCAAACAGCUCAACAACCUGUGCUCCUCUGAGGGCGAGGUGGAGGCCAGCCACUCCUCUCAGGACGUGGGAUUCUGGGACAGUGAGGAGGUGGAGGAGAAAGAGGAGCUGACGGUGGAAGACCUGAUCAAGAAAAACCGAUGCUACGAAGAGGAGGAAGAGAACGCCUGAACGAUCAAGAGGAGGAGGAGGAGGAGGAGGAGAACGGUGAACGAUGCCUAAAACAGACUUAUGAACUGAACCACUGCAAAACCACAUAUCUACAAGAACUGAAAUGACAUGAAUUCACAAUAUUGACUUUUUGUUGAAGUGAUUUUUAGAUGCAUCUGACUGGAGGAAGCACUAUUUUUAUUAUUCAAGCUUCUGCCACGAGGUUUGUGAGGGCAAAAAUUUCAAAAUAUCAAAAUUAUGUUGAUGUAAAAAAUACAAUGUUCAUACUUUUACAUCAUUUUAUAUCAGGUCAUUUUACAAAGUUUACCCAAGUAUUGAAGAAGUGUGUGUUUCAGAUCCCAGACAAAGAAAUUCACACUUGAAAUUGAAAAAAAAAAAAAAAAAAAAAACCUAUUCGUAUUUCUCUUGUGAUCUUGUUUUGUUUUUAUGAAUGAACUUUUUUGAUAUAAACUAGUCAAUAUUUAGAAUUCAAGUCAUUUAAAGUCUUGUCAUAUGUUGUGGUCUUCUUUACUGUGCCUCUUGUCUCUCAGUGGGACGUUCAAAGCCAUUCCUACACUUUUCUGCUGGAGAUCGAGAUGCUGUGACAAGCUUUUUAAAUAAAUAAUAAAAUCAUUUUGGACAAAACUGCUAAAAUCAAAACUCUUACCAAACUGGAAAUCUGUUUUUGCUCUGCUUGUUUUUUUUUUUUUUUUUUUUUUUAACAAAACACUGCACAAAAUGAAAUGAAAUGUAGAGAUUGGUGCACUUUGUAACGUUUCUGGUGGGGGUGUGCUACAUGCUUGUCUCCAUGGCGAAUUUACUUGACUUUGCUUGGAAUGUCCCGCAGUAUGGCAUUAAACAGACGUUUUCGCUUCGGUUGCGUUCUUGCUGUGAGUGGGCUUGCCUCUCCACAGAUCCAGACUGCAACUUGAACUGCUUCUCUUCAACAAGUUGAGUUAAGUUUAAUGCCUUUUUUUUUUUUUUUUUUUGGAACAUUCCGGGCAAAGCAACAGCAUCUCCAUGGAAACAGCCUCCGUAGAAAAGACAUCGUGCACCUUUAAAUCUGAAUCUUGGUUUAAGUCGUUUAGACUCUGUAAGAUUUGACUCAGAAAAAUGAUUGGACUUUUUCCAUGUUGUUUCAACACACUUCACUUCACAAUUAUUUGACCAAGAAAUUUGCACUUAAAAUAUGGUACAUUUCCUUUUCCUUUACAAAACCUUUUCUUGUUGGAUUUAUUUUUGAAUUAGUAUUUAAAUAAAUGACAUAAUCUGCUCUGUUCUUGUAGUUAAAAUGGUCUGUUUUACAAAUGUACGUCUAAACAUAACGUGAGAAGAACUGGCACUGGCAAUGAUGAGUUUCUUAUGGAGGGUCCGGCACCUGCUUGUCUCCUUGGAGAUUGUAUUGCUUUGCUCAGAAUGUUACAGAGUAUGGCAUUAAACUUUUAUCUCUUCCCGUUAUUCCGAAAGUUGCCCUGGCGCCGUCAUCAUCAUUGGGCUUGUGUUAUUUUGUACGGAGCUGCAAAUAAGUUCAAGAGCGACAAUAAAACCGUUUUAAAGCCUCCAGAGAAUCUUGCUGGUCACAUGAACAUUGAACAUUUUACACAAAUGAAACGACUUUGUCAGAUUUAAAAUGCAAAACGUUUCCCAAAUUCUCCAAUGACAUAAGUGGGAUCCCCGUUGAACCAGAAGUCCCGCCACAAAAAGAGCGCGGUUUAGGAGCAUUUAGAGACUGAAGUGGGCCAGAUGGAUAUGUUUUAGUCUCACAAGAAAAUCUGGGUAAGUGUAAAGUGUUAUUAUAGACGUCUCCAUGGAAACAAGCAGGUGACAGAACCUUCCACCUGAAAAGUUCCACAGUGCACUUGGUAAUCUUGCAGUUUAAACCUCUUCGAAUAAUUGUUUUUCGUGACUGUCAAAAACAACUUAAACCAAAAUGAAUAUUCAGAAUUUGAACUUUUCAUUUUAGUUUUUUGCAGUGAAAGUCCAGCACUUUGUCGACUUUUUAAACGUGUCUGUGUCAUAGAUGAUAUCGUAACAUUCCACAUUUUCACUUCAAUCUGUGUUACGUAAGUUUAAUUGUAUGUGUGCAAACUGGAUUUUUCACUGGGACGUGUUUUUAUCAUGGGGUCAAAUAUAAAUAAAUUGUAUAAAAAAAUUCA
Molecule: messenger RNA, 4213 nt
Organism: Boleophthalmus pectinirostris (great blue-spotted mudskipper)
Lineage: Eukaryota; Metazoa; Chordata; Actinopteri; Gobiiformes; Gobiidae
Gene: lima1a
Product: LIM domain and actin binding 1a
Exons: 14
Coding region: 258-2078 (606 amino acids)
Biological process (GO): actin filament bundle assembly
Cellular component (GO): actin cytoskeleton; plasma membrane
Molecular function (GO): actin filament binding
Source: RefSeq, a predicted model, not a curated record